Messenger RNA from Vairimorpha ceranae, 636 nucleotides. RefSeq lists its product as hypothetical. Bases 1 to 636 code for a protein of 211 amino acids. The transcript has a single exon. The record is from RefSeq and is a predicted model, not a curated record. NCBI's taxonomy places the organism in Eukaryota, Fungi, Microsporidia, Nosematidae.
AUGUCAACAGUAGAGCGAACUGAAACACUAAAAAUAUACAAAAUUGAAGAAAAGCUUUUUGAGCUAAAGAAAUCAGUAAAAGAUUUGUUUUUAAAUGUAAUUAAUAAAAUAGAAGCCUUAGAAACAGAAAUAAAUAAUCUCGAAAAGGAAAUGAAAGUUUACGAAGAACAAAGCUCGCCAUUAGAUUCUGGUAAUACAAUAAAAGAUAACGAAAUAGUAGAUCUUUUAUUGACAUCUGGUUCUAGAAAUAAAUCUGAGCAAACUGAUUCUUCACCAACUAGGUUAAAUCUAAAUACCGUUUCAACAGAAGAAUUCUCUGUGGAGGAUUCUGUAAUAUAUGAUUUAUCUAUAAAAUCGACACAAUCGCCUAGGAGUUCUAUUGUACCUGGUGAAUAUGCGUAUACAGGACAUCUUACUGGCAAAAUUUACAAUAUUAAAAAAAUGUAUGAGAGAUUUAAAAGGAUAUUUCAAGAAAGUUCAUUUACACCAUCAGCUGCUAUUAAAACAUCUUAUAGUUCUAAAACAAGGCCUCCUAAGGAAGAAUGGAUUGAUAUGUUAAAUUAUAUGGUAGAUAGAAAUAUGUUAAUAAAGGCGGAUAGCGAUAAAUUAAAAUAUAAAAUACACAAUGUAAUGUAA